Messenger RNA from Rubroshorea leprosula, 1083 nucleotides. The record is from the annotation of a GenBank genome assembly. NCBI's taxonomy places the organism in Eukaryota, Viridiplantae, Streptophyta, Magnoliopsida, Malvales, Dipterocarpaceae.
CGCCCAAACCAAAGACAUAAUUCCUUAGAAACCUCGGCUUUUGCCCCCACAAAUGGUAAGUGCUUAGAUCCGAUAGGAAGGAAGGAGAGAAAAUGAGCGCACAGCUGAGAAAAAAGAUUCAGAAGAAGUUCAAGAUCAGAGGAUACAGCCUCAAAAUCGAAGCUCUCGACGAGGUCCUCUCUUUCCUCAGAAGCUUCCCGGACGCCGAAGACGAGGCCGUCGAUCUCCUCCUCGACAAUCUCGAACAUGAAUCCUUGAAAUCCUCCAUAAUUGACAAGGAGCCGUUGCAGAAGGUUGUCAGUCUUUUACUGGAAGCUGAAGGCGUCGUCGCAGAGGAAUGCCCUAGCUCCGUCUCCAGUCAUUCUGCGCUUCGAAUUAUUGAUGUCUUUUUUGUACCCAAGUUUCGAUUCGACCCCAUCAAGAAACACUUCUACGAGCAUACUGGCAGGCUACCCAUCCAUGGUGAGGCUUCUGCAAAAGCUGGUUUGUACAGGGAUAGAUUUCUCUUGCUGUAUCAGAGGGUUUCUCGUGAUAUGCAUUUCAUCAAACCUGCAUUUGAUACUGAAAUGUCUAAUUUUGGAGGCUGUGAGUUAUCUACCAUCCAGUCUCUAGUUGGGCAAAGUGGGAGAAGAUGGGUCAUGGGUGUUAUCUCGCAGUUGGAGGAUGGCCAUUUCUACUUAGAAGAUCUUACCGCUGCUGUAGAAGUUGACUUGUCUAAAGCAAUAUCCUUUAUAUGAUUUAUGCAAUAUCUAUGUUUUCUCUAAGGUAGAAUCUCUGGUGUGUCCCAUGAAUUGAAGAACCAAGCUGUUUCCUUAAUUUUUUUUCCCACCUAGUUAUAAAAUCAAAUGCUGGAACUAUGGUAAUCUACUUGUAAUCAUGUUGUUUGAAUUUAGAGCCAAAAUGUUUCUCCUUAUCCAGAUCUCAUUUGCUGGUUACAUGAAAAAUAAGAGAAGUUUAGAAACCAUAGAUUGGAGUAGCUCUUUUGAAGCAUCUCUUGUACUGAAGCUAGUUGGGGAAUUUUCAGUUUUAGUAUUCUAGUGACACGAACCUUUCCUCUCAAACAAAUGAAAAUUUCCUAGAGAU